This is a messenger RNA of Symbiodinium sp. CCMP2592, 972 nucleotides long. The record is from the annotation of a GenBank genome assembly. NCBI's taxonomy places the organism in Eukaryota, Dinophyceae, Suessiales, Symbiodiniaceae.
AUGGUCCUUGACGACGUCUCUCCUCAGCGCGUAUGCGAUCUCGUGCUGAGCCUUCUGGAGGACAGCAGUUCGGAGGUUCGCUUGGCUGCGGUGCAGACAAUGACAGCACUGGAGAUGGAGCCUGGAGAUGAAGAGGCUGCUCAAGUAAACCGGGGCAUGUGGAUCAAUGCACUCAGCGACCCGGAUGUCGACGUCAGAAUCCAGGCUGCGUGUGCCGCAGAGCGCGUGCUGGCCGUCGACAGCUUGGAGGAUCCUGCUUCAGAGUCGAUCACGCUGAUGGCGGAUGCUCUGGGAACCGCCAUGACACAGACCUCUGGUGAAAGUGAGAAGACUUUUAGUGUGGGGAGGACGUCUUUCCAGCGGCGCUGUGUGAACUCGCUCGGCAUCCUCUCCGACUUGGGAAAUCCCGUUGCCAGGCACUGGCUCAGCCAGUUCCACAGCCAUCCCGAUCCUCAAGUGCGGCUCGUUUCUGUGUGCGCGACAAUGAGUGCAGACGCUGCUAUGCGGCAUGCGCAGUCAGACGCCAACGUUGUUCUGCGGCACCACAUCCACAGCCUUUGUGGCGGAGAGCUGCCAAAGCUUCUGGGCCUCCCCAAGAAGGAGCUCAGUGAGCAUCAAGAGGAAGAGCUGCGGUGGGCCAUUGAGAAAACAGCGGGCGGCAGCGAAGGCUGGCGACCGCACCUGGCUCGCUGCGAGGAGGAUGGUCAGGUUUCCAGUGUGACGGCUCUUCUCUUCAGGUCCGGCAUCAGAGAUGAGAGUGUACGCCAACUCGUCAUCAAGAGCCUUACGGCCAAGGAGCUCCCCGGCCAGGCUGGGGGACGCGGCUUUCCAACGGAGUUCUGCAGCACCGCCGAGGUCCAGGCCGCCGACGGUCUUGCGGAGCUGUUGUCCAACCGAGCCAAGCUGCGUCAAUCCCAAACGCAAGACGGCCGGAAGUCGCGCUGGCAGGACUUGGCGCAGCGGAAACUGUAG